AUGAGGAGAGAAGCCAUCAUCCGCCCCUCUAACAAUGGCAACCGCUACGAGCUCACCAGUCCAACGGUCAUGCCCAAGGCCGCCGGCUUCCUGUGGAACCAGAAGAUGAUGAUCCAGAUCACCUGUCGCGGUUAUGCCACGGCUCAGUUCAUGCAGCCCGAGCCGUCCAAGUACGCUCAUGCCCCGAACAUCGAGGCCAAGACGUUUAUGCAGCCCGAGCAGAACUACUACACACACCAUCCUGGCCGCUUUGUCUACAUCAAGGACCUUGAGACAGGGAAACUCUUCUCGGCCCCGUAUGAGCCAGUCCGCGCACCCGCCGACCGCUUCGUCUUCUCUGUGGGCAAGACCGAUGUCGCUUGGUCUGUCGAGAACCUCGGCAUCCGCGUCGAGAUGGCAAUGGGGCUGCCCACACACGAUGUGGUUGAGCUCUGGACUAUCAGGGUCACCAAUAUCUCGGGCCGUCCCCGCACCAUCAGCGUCACUCCCUACUUCCCUAUCGGGUAUAUGUCAUGGAUGAACCAAUCAGCUGAGUGGAAUCCUGAGCUGGUCGGCAUCGUGGCAAGCUGUGUCACCCCUUAUCAGAAAGCCGAAGACUACUUCAAGAAUAAGUACCUCAAGGACAAGACGUACUUCAUCUGCGAAACACCUCCAGACUCAUGGGAGGCCAACCAGGAGGCAUUCGAGGGCGAGGGUGGGCUUCACUGCCCAUCGGCCUUGCAGCUACCACAACUUAGCGGCAGUGAUGCGCGCUAUGAGACACCGACGGCAGCUGUGCAAUACCUCCUUUCCCUAGGACCGGGCGAAGAGCGCGAGUACCGUUUCAUAUUUGGUCCUGCUUAUGACGAAGCCGAGGUCCGUGAAAUGAAGAAUCGCUACUUGAGUAAGCAGGCCUUUCUGAGGACAGCCGCUGAGUAUGCUGCGUACAUGGAGCGGGGGCGUGGCUGUCUGUACAUUGAGACUCCGGAUAAGGAUCUGGAUAACUUUGUCAACAACUGGCUUCCUCGCCAAGUGUACUACCACGGCGAUGUCAACCGACUGACCACGGAUCCACAGACGCGCAAUUACUUGCAGGACAACAUGGGCAUGAAUUACAUCAAGCCAGAAGUCUCUCGGAAGGCGUUUCUCACGGCGCUUUCGCAACAGCGUCCGGAUGGCUCCAUGCCGGAUGGCAUUAUUUUGGUUGAGGGCGCUCAGUUGAAGUACAUCAACCAAGUUCCCCAUACUGAUCACUGUGUCUGGCUGCCUGUGACACUCGAACUGUAUCUCUCCGAGACUGGCGAUUACUCUCUAUUAGAGGAGUAUGUGCAGACGAAGAAAGAUAACUUUACCGUGUUUGAAAGACUCUGCAGGGCCAUGGACUGGCUAUUGAAAGCGAGAGACGAGCGGGGGCUCAGCUACAUUGCGCAGGGCGACUGGUGCGAUCCGAUGAACAUGGUCGGCUACAGGGGCAAGGGAGUGUCUGGUUGGCUGACGCUGGCAACUGCUCACGCAUUGAAUCUCUGGGCAGACGUCUGUGAGCAUGAGGGCAAGAAAAACCUCGCCAAACGGUACCGGGAUGGCGCAGAUGAAUGCAAUUCUGCAGCCAACAAGUACCUCUGGGACGGCGAUUGGUUCGCCCGCGGCAUCACCGACGACAACGUCGUCUUUGGUGUUAAGAAGGACCCGAAGGCCGCAUCUGGCUCAAUCCCCAAUCCUGGGCCAUCCUGA
Molecule: messenger RNA, 1710 nt
Organism: Thermochaetoides thermophila DSM 1495
Lineage: Eukaryota; Fungi; Ascomycota; Sordariomycetes; Sordariales; Chaetomiaceae
Exons: 1
Coding region: 1-1710 (569 amino acids)
Biological process (GO): cellulose catabolic process
Molecular function (GO): hexosyltransferase activity; carbohydrate binding
Source: RefSeq, a predicted model, not a curated record